GUCGUCAAGCGAGCGGAAGAUCAUCACUUCCACGCACGAGCUGUGGAGAGUUUAGCGCAGUGGCUUUUAUCCGGAGCAGCAGGAGACGAAGACUGGAAAUUCCCCAUCGCAUAAACGAGAGAAAGCAGUUGGACUUAUUAACGACGCCACGUGAAGGCAUCUCCGGGUGAAGACUCCUCAGACAUGUCGGUCAACAUUCAUGUGAACAGCCCCAAUGUGAGCUACACAGAUACUCACAUAGUGGCUCAGUAUCAGUAUCACACCUCAUCGGUGACCAGAGAGGGGAACAAAGUGACGGUGACCCCCUGCGCCACUGAGAUGACGUUUCGCACUGAGAGGCGUGUGCCCCAGCUGGGUGUGAUGCUUGUGGGCUGGGGCGGCAACAACGGCACCACAGUCACAGCAGCGGUUCUGGCCAACAAGCAGGGUCUCACCUGGAGGACUAAGACUGGAGUGAAGAAAGCCAAUUACUUUGGCUCCCUCCUGCAGGCCUCCUCUGUUUGUCUGGGAUCAGGGCUCGAGGGCGACGUCAAUGUGCCCUUCCGUGACCUCCUACCCAUGGUGCACCCUGAUGAUAUUGUUUUCGACGGCUGGGAUGUCUCCUCUAUGGACCUGGGUUGUGCAAUGGAGCGAGCUCAGGUUCUCGACUGGUCUUUACAAGAGCAGCUGCGACCACACAUGAGCCGCAUGAAACCCAGACCGUCCAUUUAUAUCCCAGACUUCAUUGCUGCAAACCAAGAGAGCAGAGCUGACAAUGUACUCCCUGGGACCCUGGCAGAGCAGGUGGAGCAGAUCAGAGCCGACAUAAGGGACUUCCGUCUGUCAAGUGGUGUGGACAAAGUGAUCGUUCUGUGGACAGCGAACACUGAGCGUUUCUGUGAUAUCAUACCAGGGGUCAAUGACACAGCCAAGAAUCUGCUAGCUGCAAUCAAGACUGGAGCUGAGGUUUCUCCCUCCACUCUCUUUGCAGUGGCCAGCAUUCUUGAGGGCUGCGCCUACAUCAACGGCUCCCCGCAGAACACUUUCGUCCCGGGGGCCAUCGAGCUGGCGAUGCAGAAGGGUGUGUUCAUUGGAGGGGACGACUUUAAAUCCGGUCAGACUAAGAUCAAGUCAGUGCUGGUGGACUUCCUGGUCAGCGCCGGGAUCAAGCCAACCUCUAUCGUCAGCUACAACCACCUCGGCAACAACGAUGGGAAAAACCUGUCGGCUCCGCAGCAGUUCCGCUCCAAAGAGAUCUCCAAGAGCAACGUGGUGGACGACAUGGUCCAGUCAAACCCCAUCCUCUACCAGCCAGGAGAGAAGCCUGACCACUGUGUGGUGAUUAAGUACGUCCCUUAUGUGGGGGACAGCAAGCGGGCCAUGGACGAGUACACCUCUGAAAUCAUGAUGGGCGGGCAUAAUACUAUUGCUCUGCACAACACCUGUGAGGACUCUCUACUAGCCAGCCCCAUCAUCCUGGACCUAGUGAUCCUGACAGAGCUUUGUCAGCGUGUGACUGUGCGGCCUCAGGGGGAGGAGGACUUCCAGUCCUUCCACAGUGUCUUGGCGCUGCUCUCCUUCCUCUGCAAGGCCCCACUGGUACCAUCAGGGACCCCGGUCAUCAAUGCCUUCUUCCGCCAGAGAGCCUGCAUAGAAAACGUCAUGAGAGCGUGCCUCGGCCUCCCUGCUCAGAAUCACAUGCUCCUGGAGCACAAGCUGCAGAGAAAUUUCCUGCCUCCACAUUCCACCUACAUCAACGGUGAAGUAGGGGCUAUGAAAAAAGCUGUCUUCACAAACGGGAACCACAGAUCAACAAAUGGCUUCCAUGCACAUGUUGAUGAUGAAGCAUGUGCAUUAUGAUUGAAGACACAAUACUACUGUCUUAAAUACAACUGUCACUGAAACAAAAUUAAUACCUUGUUUGAAAAAGAACAAAGGCCCUUGUUGAUCAAGCUGUCAUCACAAAAAACAAGUUCGCUAUCCCCUUGACAUUUAGGUGAGAUGCAUUUAAAAUCAUAGGUAUUCUGAGUAUGUUGUCCUGUUAGAGAUAGACAUGGUUUUAUGCAGAAUUAACUUUAUUUUAUUUUGGUUGUUUUAGGUGUUUCUAACAUUGUUCCAGUAGUAAUCCAUCUACGAUAUAUUAAUGUACAGUACUUGAUAAAUGAGAGGCAUCUUCGUAUCUUGUGUUACUGUCUAUCAUUACCUCAGAUUUCUCCAAAUGUUCUUGUGAAGCUGAACUGUGAAGUUAAAGGGCAACUUGGGUUAUUUAUAUAAAUAUAUAUAUAUAAAUAUAUAUAUAUAUAUAUAUAUAUUUUAAUGCUGUUUGGGUAUGGGGUUGCCGUGGCGACCAGUCAAGCAUUCUACUUACUAAUAUAAAAUAAACAUUUAGGUAUUGUUGUUUGAUCUAUUAAUUAUUGUGGUUUGUCUUUUUAAUUCAUUUUCUUCUUACUUAGCCAUUUGCCAAGUUCAGAUAUAUGUGUGACUGUGUAAUAGUGUUUGGGAAUAAAAAACAUGGUAAUGAGCAACAA
This is a messenger RNA of Paralichthys olivaceus (Japanese flounder), 2507 nucleotides long. Its product is annotated as inositol-3-phosphate synthase 1-A. Gene Ontology annotation, molecular function: inositol-3-phosphate synthase activity. NCBI's taxonomy places the organism in Eukaryota, Metazoa, Chordata, Actinopteri, Pleuronectiformes, Paralichthyidae. Gene Ontology annotation, biological process: inositol biosynthetic process; phospholipid biosynthetic process. The record is from RefSeq and is a predicted model, not a curated record. Gene Ontology annotation, cellular component: cytoplasm.